CCACUUACUAACUUAACUCCUAACAGAAUUUGACUCAGCAAGCUUACACGAUUGCUUGCUGUAACUUAUCUAUGCUAACCCCCAAACGACGACGAAUCUAACUAAAUGACUCAACCAAACACUCACGUGACAAACAACAUAUGGUUCUUGUUCUAACAUGCUAAAAGUAGAUGUAUUGUAACGAAAACAAAAGAAAAUGCAUGGGCCUAGGCCAAUACAACAUUCUGAGCCCUGAUCUAAUCCAUCACCAUUCAGUUCACCAGGCAGAUCCUACUUCACGAUGCCACUUAUUUGGGCCGACAACCCGACUAACGAAACAAAGCCCAUCGAGGCCCAAUCCCAUACGGUCCAUUCAUUUUCCAAAAGCUACCGCUCCCCCGCUCCGUUUUACCUCUUUAAAAUUAUUUUUUCCCAUUUCGGGUUUCACAGUCCAACAGCUCUAUCAUCUACGUCGUCGGAUAGAGAAUGUCAUCCAACGGCCAUAAGUGAAAAACGAAUUCGACCGUUGGAACCAAGUCUGUUCAUAAGGCAAGCAAGCGACCUUUCCCCCAAAUCUCCGUAUGUCUCUUUCAUCUCUUGCUCUGAGAUUUGCAGAGAGAAAUCAGUGAGAAAGAGAGAGAAGACGGAGUUCUUGAGCGAAGAAGAAGAUAGAAGAGAGAAGGAAUGGCUUCGAGACCCAUCGUUCCUCAGCAAGUUAGAGGGGGUUUGAACAAGCAUCCAGAACCGCAGAAGAAAACAAUGGCCGCCGGAGGGGAGAACAAGAGCCGGCGAGCUCUAGGCGACAUCGGGAAUCUGGCAGCAGGCAUCGUCCCUGAAAUCCCCGGGAAGCAGAUCGCUCGCCCAGUCACCAGGAGCUUCCGCGCUCAACUUCUCGCCAACGCUCAAGCCGCCGCCGCAGCGGAUAACAACAAGAAGAAAAUCUGCGUCAAUGUCGAUCACAAGAAGAAGGCGCUUGUAGCGACGAAGAGACCAACAGCCGCCGCCGCUGCUGCCGUACCCAAACAGAAGCCGAAGCCGCCAGUCACCAACGAAGAAGUAAUCGUCCUUAGCUCUGAUUCGGAGGCCAAGAGUAACAAGAAGAAGUGUCAAGAAAAGUCGAAGAAGAAGAACAAGAAGCUUCAGACCCUCACUUCCAUCCUCACAACCUCCAGCAAGUUAGCUUGCAAGCCAAAAGAGAAGGAAGUCUUCAACAUCGAUGCACCAGACGCUGGUAACCAUCUCGCCGCCGUCGAAUACGUCGAGGACAUCUACAAAUUCUACAAGCUUGUCGAGAAUGAGAGCCGGCCGAUUUGCUACAUGAAUUCACAGCCGGAGAUCAACACUCGGAUGCGAUCCAUCCUCGUCGACUGGCUCAUCGACGUCCACCAGAAAUUCGAUCUCUCUAGAGAAACCCUGUACCUCACAAUCAACAUCAUCGACCGUUUUCUCUCCGUGCAAACCGUCCAGAGGAAGGAGCUACAGCUAGUCGGAAUCAGCGCCACUCUGAUGGCAUCCAAGUACGAAGAGAUCUGGCCGCCGGAGGUCAACGAACUGGUCAACAUCUCCGACAGAGCCUACUGUGGUCAGCAGAUUCUAGCCAUGGAGAAAACCAUCCUUGCCCACCUCGAAUGGACCCUCACAGUCCCCACCCAGUUCGUCUUUCUCACCCGAUUCGCCAAAGCAGGUGCGGCGGUCUUCGCCGCCGCCACAACUCCGGUGCUUGAUGUGAAGGUGGAGCACAUGGCGAACUACCUGUCGGAGCUCGGCCUGAUGGACUAUGAGUGCUCGGUGAUGUUUCCCCCCUCAAUGGCGGCAGCGGCGGCGGUCUACGUCGCGAGGACGGUGAUGAACCGGGCUCCCGGCUGGACCGAUGUGCUGGAGUUUCACACAGGGUACUCGGAGAAGGAGGUCAGGGAUUGCGGCAGGGUAUUGGUGGAAUUGAUCGGGAAGGUUAAGGAUGGAAAGUUGAAAGCGGUGGCUCACAAGUAUUCCAGCUCGUCGAAGGGAUCUGUCGCUCUGAUCCCAGUACCGUCGCCGGCGGCCAACUCGCUGCCGUGACUUUGAACCGAAUUGCGGAUGGGAAAUUUGGGGGUUAGGGAUUUUGAUCAAUUUCUUGGAUUGAUUGCUUUUGAUUUGCCAAACAGACAGUGUAGGCAUUUGGCAAGUGGUUUUUCCUUUAGGCACUGAAUUGUAGUAGUUUGAUUUCCUACUGAUCAAAUUGUAGUUUGUAAUGGCUGACGAUGAUGAAUUCACGGAUUCAAUAAAUUUGUGGGGCAACACGGAAUUUGUGUUCCUUUUUUUCUUCAAUAAUUUCGUUUCUGUCUUACUGGGCUGACGAUGAAAUAAGAAUUGGGCCUGGAGUUGUGAUUAAGCGAUUGGGCUCGUGACACUUACUGGCAGUUUGGACGGUCCAAUAGUCAAUUUUUGCAUGAAGUAGAGGUUGCAAUUUGCAAACUAAUUGGGGUACAUUCUUUUGUUGUAGGCUAUCAAUUUUAAGCCUAUCCUUUUUGAAGUCAUAUAUCAAAAUGUAGCAUUGCUCCCUUAAGAAGAAUUCGACAACCCUUAAAUCGCUACGAAAUGUAACCAUACAAAGUACUACUAUUUAAUCACUCAUCGUUUAUCUAUAUGAAAUAUUUGUAAAGUGUGAAUAGCAAGUUGAUCUAUUUAAGUUUUCGUAAUUAAAUUUUUUUAUGGUUAGAUGAGGUAUAUGGACCACAAAAAAUGAUGGAGUAUGCAAAGUAAGAGAUUAGCUAGGAGUUAAGUCUCUUUGUUGCUAAGUGAGAUUUUAUAAUAAGUAGAAAGAACCAAGGAGACCAUUCCCCUAACUUUCAUUUAGUUAAUCAUUGGAUUAGUGAUCUAAAUACAACAUUUAGGGGCCGAUUAUUACUAAAUUCUCAUAUGUGUUUUUGUUGUCUCUACUUCACAAGAAAGUAUUGGAAGCAACGGUGGUCAAAAAUAUUCCAUCCUUUAAUUACUUCAAAACGUAUGAUUCAUAGUUUGGAGAAUUCCAUGGAAUUUAAUUACUUCACAAAUGGCAUCGUACAAAAUAGUCAUAUAGUAGAAUAUUGACCAAUUAAAGGACAAUAUCAUCAAUUGUUACAUUCAACUGGCCUUGAGAAGGAUGUAAUGGAGGAGGUGAUCUUUGAUAUUGACAUUGUCAAAUCUUAUAUGGUUGCAUCAGUCGAAGAUUCGUGCAGGAAAAAUAGGAAGGUUACUGAUUUUCUAAUCUUACAUCCCUUCGGUUUUAGGCCCUUUGAUAUGAUGGUUCGAAAAUAUGGAAAAUUUUAUAAUUAGUGGGACUGAUAGUUAGUAUAGUUAAAUGGAGUAGAAAGUCUUUCAUCGAUCAACUGGAGGUUACUAUUUUGUGAUCUAGUUUGUUCUAUGGAUGGAUUACUUACCUUCGCUUCCACGUCCUCUGGAAUAAUGAUUAGAGAUUAUG
Linum trigynum is the source of this 3418-nucleotide messenger RNA. Lineage: Eukaryota; Viridiplantae; Streptophyta; Magnoliopsida; Malpighiales; Linaceae. The record is from the annotation of a GenBank genome assembly.